UGCCGUCGGUGGAGAACUCUACAAGGCGUGGACUCGUCAUUUCCACGUCUGCUGCCGUCUUCAUCAGAAGGGUGUGGUUAAAAUGGCUGAUUCCGACGAAAUAGCAGCUCUGGUCAUUGACAAUGGAUCUGGGAUGUGUAAAGCUGGGUUUGGAGGGGACGAUGCCCCACGGAGCGUGUUCCCCUCUAUCAUUGGGAGGCCCCGACACCAGGGUGUAAUGAUCGGAAUGGGACAAAAAGACAGCUAUGUCGGAGAGGAGGCGCAAUCUAAACGAGGCAUCCUCACCCUCAAGUACCCCAUAGAACACGGCAUCGUCACCAACUGGGACGACAUGGAGAAAGUCUGGCACCACACCUUCUACAAUGAGCUGAGGGUGGCGCCCGAGGAACACCCCGUCCUUCUGACCGAGGCCCCAAUGAAUCCGAAAGCGAACCGGGAGAAGAUGUUACAGAUCAUGUUCGAAACCUUCAACACCCCUGCAUUUUAUGUAGCCAUUCAGGCUGUCCUUUCGUUGUAUGCCUCGGGAAGGACGACCGGAAUUGUCUUAGAUUCGGGAGAUGGCGUCACCCAUACGGUGCCCAUAUAUGAAGGCUACGCCCUGCCACACGCGAUCAUCAGAAUCGAUCUCGCUGGCCGAGAUUUGACCGACUACUUGAUGAAGAUUAUGACCGAGAGAGGUUACUCGUUCACAACUACCGCCGAACGGGAAAUUGUCCGGGAUAUCAAGGAGAAGCUGUGCUAUGUAGCACUGGACUUCGAUGACGACAUGACAAAGGCCGCCACCAGCUCUGUCCUUGAGAAGAACUAUGAGCUUCCAGAUGGCCAGGUCAUCACUAUUGGCAACGAACGUUUCCGGUGCCCUGAGGCGCUGUUUCAACCAUCCUUCGUCGGCAUGGAAACGACGGGUAUCCACGAGGCCACAUACGAUUCGAUCAUGAAGUGCGAUGUUGAUAUCAGGAAAGAUUUGUACUCCAACAUUGUUCUGUCUGGGGGAACCACCAUGUUUGCUGGGAUAGGAGAUCGAAUGAGCCACGAGAUAGCAAGCCUUGCCCCUCAAAAUAUCAAGGUCAAGGUUGUAGCUCCACCGGAACGAAAGUACUCUGUGUGGAUAGGCGGAUCAAUCUUAGCCUCUUUAUCAACCUUUCAACAGAUGUGGAUCAGCAAACAGGAAUACGACGAAAGCGGUCCAGGAAUAGUGCACAGAAAAUGUUUCUAGAGAAAUAUCUUUCAUUAAUAUCGUGCAAUGCAUAAAAUGCAAUUGUGUGUAUUUUUUUAUGUAAACCAAUGCGAUGCUCAACACACAGCACUUAAAAUAUCAAUUUAAAUUUGUCGUAACGUAAAUAUUUUUCAAUUAAUGUGCUUUUUUCAACAAAAUAAAGAUUUUAACUCUUUC
Magallana angulata is the source of this 1393-nucleotide messenger RNA. RefSeq names its product actin-5-like. The transcript is spliced from 2 exons. The record is from RefSeq and is a predicted model, not a curated record. The coding region runs from base 83 to 1216 and encodes 377 amino acids. NCBI's taxonomy places the organism in Eukaryota, Metazoa, Mollusca, Bivalvia, Ostreida, Ostreidae.